CAGAAGAUUUUAUUGUUGUCAUUAGUGUGUACUCAUGGGAUAAACAAAUGGAAUCCAAUGAUAAAAAAAUCUCUUUUAAAAGAAAGAGCAGUAACAAUCGCGAACCUGAUUUUAGAAAAAGGGAGGAGAUGGAUCUUGGUCUUUCUUUAAACACCCGUCAUGACCCGAUAUCUUCUUCAUCAUCAUCUUCAUCUCCAUCUCCAUCUCCACCUCCAUCUUCAUCGCCUCAACUGCUACCUUCACAUCAAGAAUCAGAACUACUCCAAAUUGAAACCCCUCCGGAGACCCUCUUCCCUAAUCCUAGCCUUCUGCCCAUUUCCCCAGCAACAACUACUCCUCACGCCCCUUCUUUGCCAGCUUCCCCUGCUGGUCCUCCUCGCCCUCCACCUCUUCGCCCUCCACGUGCUCGGCGUAACCCUACUCAGGCUCCCCGUGAUGGUAAGAGCGAACAUGUCCCUCAACCUUUUCCUUGGGCUACGAAUCGUCGGGCCACCGUGCAUAGCCUAAAUACGUUGUUGUCUAAUAAUAUUGAAACCAUCACCGGUACCGUCCAAUGCAAGAGAUGUGAGAAGCAGUAUGAGAUGGAGUUUAAUCUGCAAGAGCAGUUUCGUAUAGUAGGGAAAUAUAUUGCUGAAAACAAGCACUCCAUGCAUGAUAGGGCUCCGGCUCGUUGGAUGAAUCCGAAGUUGCCUAAAUGCGAAUAUUGCGAGCAAGAUAAUUGCGUAAAGCCGGUGAUUUCUGAUAAGAAGAAAUCAAUAAAUUGGCUGUUCUUGCUUCUGGGUGAGAUGCUGGGUUGCUGUACUCUUGAUCAGUUGAAGUAUUUCUGCAAGCACACCAAGAAUCAUCGAACUGGGGCAAAGGAUCGUGUUCUUUAUCUCACAUACCUUGAAUUGUGUAAACAGCUUCAUCCCGAUGGUCCUUUUGAUCUCUGAAACAAGAGACAAACACAGUGAAGAAACUUGCAAUUAUUCUACAACUGAGAAGAGUUGGCUGAUGAGAGUUUGCAGUUGGCUACAUUUUUUUUUUUCUUUUUGCUUGCAGUUUGAACAAACUGGCCUGACAUGGUUUUGUUGCCUUCCCCUCCAUUUUUGCAAACUGGCUUGGGGAAUUUCAGCGGCGGUGGCAAGUCUCCAAGAGUUUAUUAGCUUUGGACUCUAUUUUGUGGACUAAUUUCUUAGGCCUCUGUCAAUUUUCUUGGGUCAUGGUUCAUUAUAGUAAUUGAGUUUUUAGCCUUGUGGGUCCACUAUAGUUCAUCAACUCAUCCCUUUGAA
Molecule: messenger RNA, 1271 nt
Organism: Manihot esculenta (cassava)
Lineage: Eukaryota; Viridiplantae; Streptophyta; Magnoliopsida; Malpighiales; Euphorbiaceae
Exons: 2
Coding region: 48-932 (294 amino acids)
Source: RefSeq, a predicted model, not a curated record